AUGGAAGUUGCAGGCUUCGUUAUCGGUGUAGUCCCGCUUGCUUUCGAUCUGUUUGACAAUGCCGUAAGGUUGUUCAAGUUCAUCGGAACCCUUGUGGACAUGCCCCAGGAUUGCGAGACUCUAAGGCUACAGCUGCUUAUUGAGUAUAAUCGGAUUCUGGCUUGGGGGAAAGCAGCGGGUCUUGUUGAAGUCCCCGAGGGAUCCCACCUGGGAGUCGCACUUGGGACGAACGCAACAGAGUUGUGCGCCAUUGUCGCUCGAGUCGGGUGGCUACUGGCCGAGUUCAGGGACCUCAAUGCCCGCUACGAGAACGAGCUCAACCCCUACAAGAAAGAUGACCGUGACGUCGUCGAAGCAAAAGCCACAGAUGUUGACCUGGUAAAGCAGGUAUCUGGCCUUGCUGUCUCGUACGAAAAGGAGAAGAUAGGGCGCAAAUAUUCCAAGGGGACCGGCCAUCUCCGCGGUUUCUUCUCCAGAGUUACCCACAACACGAAGGAGAUAGUCACCCACCCCCGCCGAGUCAGAUGGGCAGCGGUUGAUAAAGAGGCCUUCGAGGCUCUCCUGAAAGAUCUCCAUGCGUUAACCGAACGUCUCCGCGAGUUGAUGGGGGAUCACAGGGAGAAAGCCAUUGAUGAGAUCACCGCCAAGACCUACAGAGAGAUGGUCCUCGCUCGGAACGAAAUCCAGGAGCUCCGGGCCAUGUUGGGUGCUGUGACCGGCCUGAUAGACGCGUCACCCACGAGCCGCGACAGUAGAAGAUCUCGCCGCAACGAUGAGGUGUUUCGAGAUAUGCUUAAGCUUAAAGAGAUCAGCCAAGCGUCGGAAGAUAUUCUGUCCCAACUCAAGGAUAACUCAUCGCUGGACCCGGGAAUGAGCCUCGCCAGCCUUAUGACGGUACCGCGGUUCCCUGCCACCGCAUUCGACGACGAACUUUUUUGGAACGAAGAAUAUGAGCCAGAAGCACUAUCCCGACCAAGAGCUGUCCUAACGACGGAGGACGACGACGACAUCCUCGUUUGGAUCGAAUGGAAGAACUUGGGACACAUAGUACCAGGGUCUUCUCAGGAGAGAGAGGCAAGAUUGCGAACUGAGGCGCUGGCAGAGAUGCUGCACAAAGUCAAGCCGCAAGCCCUGUGCCUGCCUUCUUCCAUUGGGUAUUUCGACGACCUGCAGGUCUACGGUGCCCGACGACACGCCUGGGUCUUUCAGAUGCCCGACGACUCAGAUACCUCAACAACGAUCAAGUCUCUCUACGACAUACUUGGCGAUCGUCAGUAUAAGCCGACUUUGUCCCAGCGAAUCUCGCUUGCGUCCAAACUCGCAUCGACGGUGCUCUACCUUCACACCGUCAACUGGCUGCACAAGGGCAUCCGCAGCGACAAUGUGAUAUUCCAUUUCGACCGCGAGGACGAGUUUGAUCCGGAGAAGCCUGUGCUCUCCGGGUUCGACUACUCGAGACCGCAGAGCUCGGGUACGACGUCUCGGGAGGUGGAUGACCAGUGGAAUAUCUACCGAUGGCCUGAUGUCCAGCAAAACGGGCAGGGGCAUGGCCCAUUCAGGAAGACCUACGACAUCUACGCUCUGGGACUGGUGCUUUUGGAAAUCGCUCACUGGCUGCCCCUUCACAAGAUCCUAGCCCUGAAAAGCUGGCCCAACGUAUCCCUGCCGGAUUCCAAAAAGGUGCGCGGUUGGCUGCUUGGGACCGAGACGGACGCACACUUCCAAGGGCCCAACCCAGCGGAAGAGCUGCGAAACGUGGCCGGAGAGCGAUAUUGGGGCGCCGUGGCAAGAUGCCUCGAGGCCCACGGAGAAAAGGGCUUGGGCGUCGACGAAGCUGAGAAUCAGUCAAAGGACUCCGAGGUGGGCACCAAACUACAGGAAGCCUUUUCCAAGCUCGUCGUCGAGGAGUUGAAGUCCGUCGACGUCUGA
Messenger RNA from Phialemonium atrogriseum, 1929 nucleotides. RefSeq names its product prion-inhibition and propagation-domain-containing protein. The record is from RefSeq and is a predicted model, not a curated record. NCBI's taxonomy places the organism in Eukaryota, Fungi, Ascomycota, Sordariomycetes, Cephalothecales, Cephalothecaceae. Gene Ontology annotation, molecular function: protein kinase activity; ATP binding. Bases 1 to 1929 code for a protein of 642 amino acids. The transcript has 2 exons. Gene Ontology annotation, biological process: protein phosphorylation.